GGCCAUGACGUACCAAAUCGUCCAUCCGGAGGUUGCCGGUGUAACUGUACAGUUUGAAACUUUGGUGAGUGAGCAUACUCAAGUGGUCGCGGUCACGCAAGAUCCAGCAAGCAUUCAGCAACCUAUACGAUGGGGAAAGAUCGCGUUGGCUCCUCUGGAAAGAAAUUCCGUAUGACACUUGGUCUCCCUGUUGGUGCCGUCCUCAACUGUGCCGACAACAGCGGUGCCAAGUCACUAUUCAUAAUCGAGCCUUAUGGUUUCGGUGCACGAUUGAACAGAUUGCCUGAUGCUGGUGUUGGUGACAUGGUCGUUGCAUCAGUAAAGAAGGGGAAACCUGAACUGAGGAAAAAAACUAUGCCCGCUGUUGUUGUCCGCCAACGUAAGGCAUGGCGUCGGAGAGACGGUGUUUUCUUGUACUUUGAGGACAAUGCCGGUGUUAUUGUUAACCCCAAGGGUGAUAUGAAGGGCUCCGUUAUCGUUGGCCCUGUCGCAAAAGAAUGUGUUGACCUGUGGCCCCGUAUUGCAGCUAAGGCCGGCUCCGUUGUAUGAUUUAGAUAUGUUACAGUAGGCUGAGCAAUCUACUAUUCCAGUCUCGACUUGUGGUAGGAAGGCAUGGCUCAUCUAUUGCAUCAAUGGGCCUAGUGAUGCAAUUCACUAGCUGUGAAUGCAUUCAACUGUGAAAUUCGAGAACAGUGACUAUGUGUACAUGAUA
Messenger RNA from Suillus bovinus, 712 nucleotides. Its product is annotated as 60S ribosomal protein L17/L23. Gene Ontology annotation, molecular function: structural constituent of ribosome; large ribosomal subunit rRNA binding. Lineage: Eukaryota; Fungi; Basidiomycota; Agaricomycetes; Boletales; Suillaceae. The transcript is spliced from 6 exons. Gene Ontology annotation, cellular component: cytosolic large ribosomal subunit; ribosome. Gene Ontology annotation, biological process: translation. The record is from RefSeq and is a predicted model, not a curated record. The coding region runs from base 130 to 549 and encodes 139 amino acids.